Messenger RNA from Mandrillus leucophaeus (drill), 1465 nucleotides. It is a transcript of the gene SERPINA11, whose product is annotated as serpin peptidase inhibitor, clade A (alpha-1 antiproteinase, antitrypsin), member 11. Gene Ontology annotation, biological process: negative regulation of endopeptidase activity. The coding region runs from base 55 to 1323 and encodes 422 amino acids. NCBI's taxonomy places the organism in Eukaryota, Metazoa, Chordata, Mammalia, Primates, Cercopithecidae. The record is from RefSeq and is a predicted model, not a curated record. Gene Ontology annotation, molecular function: serine-type endopeptidase inhibitor activity. The transcript has 5 exons.
AGAGGUGAUGCACUGCUGAAGACCCGCGCCCCCACUCAGUGCCUUCGCUCUAGAAUGGGGCCAGCUUGGCUUUGGCUACUGGGAACAGGGAUCCUGGCCUCUGUCCACUGUCAAUCCCUUCCUGCCCAUGGAGAUAAAAGUCUGCAGGGGCCUCAACCCCCUGGGCAUCAGCUCUCAGAGCCAGCCCCCGCCUACCGCAGAAUCACACCCACCAUUACCAAGUUUGCUUUGCGUUUGUACAAAGAGCUGGCAGCAGACGACCCUGGAAACAUCUUCUUCUCGCCGGUGAGCAUCUCUACCACACUGGCCCUGCUCUCUCUUGGGGCCCAAGCUGACACCUCAGCUCUGAUCCUGGAGGGCCUAGGAUUCAACCUCACAGAAACCCCAGAAGCCAACAUCCACCAGGGCUUCCGGAGCCUCCUCCACACCCUUGCCCUGCCCAGCCCCAAACUCGAACUAAAAGUAGGAAACUCCCUGUUCCUAGACAAGCGACUAAAGCCUCGGCAGCACUAUUUGGACAGCAUCAAGGAGCUUUAUGGAGCUUUUGCCUUUUCUGCCAACUUCACAGAUUCUGUUACAACUGGGAGGCAGAUUAAUGACUAUGUGAGAAGGCAAACAUACGGGCAAGUCGUGGACUGCCUCCCAGAGUUCAGCCAGGACACACUCAUGGUUCUUGCCAAUUACAUCUUCUUCAAAGCCAAGUGGAAGCACCCUUUCAGUCGCUACCAGACCCAGAAGCAGGAAAGUUUCUUUGUGGACGACAGGACCUCUCUCCAGGUCCCCAUGAUGCACCAAAAGGAAAUGCACAGAUUCCUCUAUGACCAGGAGUUGGCUUGCACCGUCCUCCAGAUAGAAUACAGAGGAAAUGCCCUGGUGCUUCUGGUCCUCCCUGACCCGGGAAAAAUGAAGCAGGUGGAGGCCGCUCUGCAGCCAGAGACCCUGAGAAAAUGGGGCCAAUUGCUCCUGCCCAGUCUGUUGGAUUUGCACUUGCCAAGAUUUUCAAUUUCUGGAACGUAUAACCUGGAAGACAUACUUCCCCAAAUUGGUCUCACCGACAUACUCAACUUAGAAGCUGACUUCUCAGGAGUCACUGGGCAGCUCAACAAAACCAUCUCCAGGGUGUCACACAAGGCGAUGGUGGACAUGAGUGAGAAGGGGACCGAGGCCGGAGCUGCUUCAGGCCUCCUCUCCCAGCCCCCAUCUCUGAACACCAUGUCAGACCCACAUGCCCACUUCAACAGGCCUUUCCUCUUGCUCCUUUGGGAGGUGACCACCCAGAGCUUACUCUUCCUGGGAAAAGUUGUCAACCCAGUUGCAGGGUAACCGUGGUGGGAGGCCAGGGGUUAUCUUAUCUCGCCCUAGACCAAACAGAUAGGGCAGCACCAGCCUGCAUCCUGGGGCUGCUAUGUGGACCAGUUAAUCAGUGUGCCAAGAUUCUAAUAAAGUUGACCUUGGGUUCUGUGAA